Molecule: messenger RNA, 1234 nt
Organism: Benincasa hispida (wax gourd)
Lineage: Eukaryota; Viridiplantae; Streptophyta; Magnoliopsida; Cucurbitales; Cucurbitaceae
Source: RefSeq, a predicted model, not a curated record
ACUCUUAAAAUAUCCCUUUCUCUGUAAAGUUCAUAGAGACCCCUCUUAUCUCUUUACUCUCUCUCUCUCUCUCUCUAUCUUCUUUCUCUCUCCACCAGAAAAGUCAGUCCAAUCAGCCAACCGCCGCCGGUUGAUGACAACGAACCCUAAUUCUAGGGCGUCGCCGGCGAGGAGAACCACAGCGGAGGAAGGUCGGAAGCCCGCCCCAUCUCACUAGUGGGACGGACUCGAUCUCCCGCCGGUAACUGAUGGAGGUUUUGUUCGGUCCAACGUUCAGCAUCGAGGUACCGCCGCCCACGGCGUUCGCUGGCGUUUCUAUUCCGCUGGAGAAUCCAUCCCCCCCCGAGACUCAGAAUCGAGCCCGGUCGGGUUUUCGCGAGUCUGGAUCUGGUAGCUCGAUUGGGGAAAAUUCGUCGGCGAGUUCGUCGUCGAUUGGAAUUCCUGACGCCGAUUCCGAUGACGAUGGAGACACUGAUGAGGUACAGAGCAAGCCAAUGGAAGGAGGAUUAUGCGGAUUGGAAUCUCUCGAAGAAGCUCUUCCGAUUAAAAGGGGAUUAUCGAGCCAUUUCUCGGGGAAAUCGAAGUCGUUUGCAAAUCUAUCAGAGGUGAUUCAAGUGAAAGAUUUAGAGAAGCCGGAGAAUCCUUUCAACAAGAGAAGAAGGAUUUUAAUGGCGUCGAAAUGGUCGAGAAAAGCUUCAUUCUACAACUGGCCAAACCCUAAAUCGAUGCCUCUGUUGGCACUGAACGAAGAUGAAGAAGAAGAUCGUAAAGAAGCGAGUGAGGAAUCCGAUUCAGAGGACGGAGAUGGAGAAAGCGAUGAAGAAGAUGAAGAGAAGGAACGAAGAAGACGAACACUAGGGCAAAGAUUCCAUGAUCGAAAGCUCGUGAAUGGCUUCAAAUCCAAGAGCUGUUUUGAUCUGCAAGAAUAUGAACAACAAUGACUCGUAAUGAAAUGAAAUCCUCUAAGCCCUUUGUUCUCGACUUUUUAAAGAUUUAUCGUUCUGAACGAAGAGGAAGGGAAGAAAGAAAAAAACUUUUUUUUUCUAAUUUUAAUUUUUAUGUUUCAUGAGUCCAUGUAGAUAAAUUAAUAAUAUAGGUUUUUAUCUAAUUAUUAAUAGUAAUAUUAUAAUUAUAUAUAUAUGUGUAUAUGUAUAUAUGGUUGUGUCAUUGUGUGUAUGAUUUAUGAUAUGAUUGUUUGAGGGAGAUGGAAAGUGACGGUGGAAAAAGGAUAUAA